AUGAUAAAUAAAGCCCUGCGUACACAUGACACUGAUAUUCUCUAUAACCUUCGUUUCUUCAUUAAAGAUCUUCAUCAUCAAUUAUGUGCUGAGUACUUAUCUAAAAAGCAUGCUGAAACAAUAACAACUGUUUAUCGCGGUCAAGAAAUGUCAGGUAGUGAAUUUCAAAAAAUAUUGAAAACUAAUGUUGGUGGACUUUUAUCAAUUAGUAAUUUUUUGUCAACAAGUACUGACAGUGGGGUAGCUGCGUGUUUUACAGAAGGCGGUACAAAUCUGGCAGUUGUUUCUCUUUUGUAUGGAAUUGAUGUUGUUCCAAAUCUUCGUACAAAUCCUUAUGCUAACAUUGACAAUUUAGCUAUAUUCAGUCGGAGAGCGAAGUACUUUUUUCGAUGGACCGAAGAUGAAGAUGAACAACUUGUAGAAUUAGCUGAACACAUGAGAAAAGAAAUUGGCGGUACAUCUAGUUUGAUUAAUUUAGGAAGAUUAAUGAGUAUUAUGGGCGAAUUAACAAAAGCUGAACAGUUUUAUCAGGUAUUGUUAAAUGAUACAUCGAUUGAGAAUGAUCCUCAUCGACCUGCGGUGAUUUGUAAUAAUCUGGAAAUUAUACACGAUAAACAACAUAAUUCUGACCAAUCACUAGCUUAUUAUGAAAGGUCACUUAAAUAUGAAUUGUCUACAGUUUCACCAAUGCAAGCACUGAUUUCCUCACUUUAUAACAAUAUUGGAUCUAUACACUGUGCUCAUGCAAGAUAUACUGAAGCAUUGCCCGAUUUUAAUAAGGCACUUGAAAUUAGGUUAGCAACUUUGCCACCGAAUGAUAGAUCACCGAUCAGCACACCAUUUUUGACUCAGAUGGUGUGCGUGAGACCUGAUCUCAUCCUGUUGAUACAUCCAAUGGAUCCCCAACAUUUUGCUUCCACUUAA
Didymodactylos carnosus is the source of this 924-nucleotide messenger RNA. The record is from the annotation of a GenBank genome assembly. NCBI's taxonomy places the organism in Eukaryota, Metazoa, Rotifera, Eurotatoria, Philodinida, Philodinidae.